Molecule: messenger RNA, 894 nt
Organism: Hydra vulgaris (swiftwater hydra)
Lineage: Eukaryota; Metazoa; Cnidaria; Hydrozoa; Anthoathecata; Hydridae
Source: RefSeq, a predicted model, not a curated record
AUGCGAUCCAAAUAUGCAAAUAUGCGUAACUAUUCUAUUGUUAUUGAGAAUAACAAUAGAAUAGUUACGACCAACCUUUCUGAGAUUGCUAACGAACUAAACAAUUUUUUCAGCUCAGUUUUUACUAUUGAAGAUAAAAACCUCCUAGAGUUUCCAAAACAGUGCGAUGUUUUAUGCCCAAAUCCUACAUUCAAUAUUGAAACAGUUAGUAAGAAGCUUACAACUCUGAAUGUUUAUAAAUCAACUGGAGUAGACACAAUACACUCUAGAGUUUUAAAAGAAUGUUGCAAAAGUAUUUCAAAACCAGUAUCAACUAUUUUUGAUCGCUCAUUUUCGAGUGGCAUUGUUCCAUGUUUAUGGUUAUGUGCAAAUAUUACCCCUCUGUUUAAAAAAGGAGAUAAACUAAAAGUAAAAAAUUAUAGGCCGGUAUCACUCACAUCAAUAGUGUGCAAAGUGAUGGAAAGCAUAAUAAGAGACACACUAAUGAAUCAUCUGACUAAAAAUAGUAUACUUUCUGACUCUCAACAUGGUUUUGCAUCAUCCAAAAGUUGUUGCACAAAUUUAUUUGAAACAUUUGACAUCAAUAACUCAGAUGAUACAAAAAUUAUUUCAGUCAUUAAUACAGUUGAACGUUACAGCAAAACUUAUCAAGAUGCUUUAGUUGUGGAAGAAACCACGUUAGAGUGCGAUCUUGGUGUAAUAAUAUCAAACGAUGUCAAAUGGGAAAAGCAUAUUAACACAACUGCGGCAAGGGCUAAUAGAAAGCUCGGUCAGAUAAUGAAAUCUUUUUGUCGAUUAGAUGAAAUCUCAAUGAAACAUUUAUACACGUCAUUGGUUCGUCCACACCUGGAGUUUGCGGUGUCGGCCAAUAUAAAAAAAAUUAAGGAACUAUAA